This is a messenger RNA of Condylostylus longicornis, 3575 nucleotides long. RefSeq names its product carnitine O-palmitoyltransferase 1, liver isoform (gene whd). NCBI's taxonomy places the organism in Eukaryota, Metazoa, Arthropoda, Insecta, Diptera, Dolichopodidae. Gene Ontology annotation, molecular function: carnitine O-palmitoyltransferase activity. The record is from RefSeq and is a predicted model, not a curated record. The transcript has 10 exons. Gene Ontology annotation, cellular component: mitochondrion. Gene Ontology annotation, biological process: fatty acid metabolic process; carnitine metabolic process. Bases 570 to 2921 code for a protein of 783 amino acids.
UGUGGUGUUUCUAAAGGGAAUUUUUAUUUAUAAUUUAUCUGUGCAUUUGUUAUGUGAAAAAAAAAAAUUUAAAUAAUUUUAAUUAAAAAUGACAAUUGUUGCUAUAAAAAUUAAAAAAAAUAUAUCUAUAAUUAGUUUAUUUCAUUACAAAAACAAAUAGUAAAAAGAUUUUUGGCAUUUUAUAAAUAACUAGCUAUCUAAUUUUACAAAAAAAAAAAAUCUAAAAUUUUAAAUAUAAAAAUUUAGUAAUACAAUCUACACAAAUUGGAUAUUCUUAGCAGUGUUAAAAUUUUUUGAUAAAAAAUUUUUUGUUUAUAAUUCACAAAUAAACAACAAAAUAAUUGCCAUUUAUUAAAACGUUUUAAAAAAAAAAAAAUCAAAAAUCACUUAAUUUUUAACUUUUAUAUACGAUACACGUUAAACACAAAAAGAGAAUCCAGUAGCGAUCACUCAAUCAACAAAUAGGAUCAAAUAAGAUUUUUGUAUUUAAUUUUGUUGAUCAAUAUUAUACCUGCAAACGUAUACUAAUAUAUUGUUGUAAUAUAACAUAGAAAUUAAAUUAUUUAAUCAUGGCUGAAGCACAUUCAGCUGUUGCAUUUUCAUUUUCAAUUACACAUGAAGGAUGGGAUAUUAAUUAUGAUCAAGAAGUUUUAAAUCUUGUAUGGCAAUCUGGUCUUCGAUCAUGGAAAAAACGUGUAGCAAGAGCAAGAAAUGGUAUCAGAAAUGGUGUUUAUCCAGCUCAUAUACAAAGUUUAUGGUUAAUAACAGCUAUUGCAGCUGGUUUACAUUAUUCUGGUAGACAAGUUCCAUUUAAUUUAGUUAAUAGAAUAUUACCAUAUUUGCCAUCACAAAGUGUUACAUAUCAAUUAUUAGCAUGUUUCUUAUCAGCUUUAAUUGUAUGGUUAUCAAUAUGUUAUAUGAUGCGUUAUACAUUAAAAUUAUUAUUAAUGUAUAAAGGAUGGAUGUAUGAAUCAAGAGCACCUGGUAGUAAAAUUUCAUUAGUUACAAAAUUAUGGAGUGUUGCUGUUAAAAUAUUAUCAAGUUGGAAUAAACCUGGUUUAUAUAGUUUUCAAGGAUCACUGCCACGUCUUCCAUUACCAUCAUUACAUGAUACAAUGAGCAGAUAUUUAAGAUCAGUAAGACCAAUAUUAGAUGAUGAAAAUUAUCAUAGAAUGGAAGCAUUAGCAAAAGAAUUUGAAGGUACAAUUGGUAAAAAAUUACAACGUUAUUUAAUGUUAAAAAGUUGGACAUCAACAAAUUAUGUAUCUGAUUGGUGGGAAGAAUAUGUUUAUUUAAGAGGUCGUAGCCCAUUAAUGGUAAAUAGUAAUUUUUAUGGUACUGAUGCAAUAAUGAUGAGUUUAACAAAUAAUCAAGCAGCAAGAGCAGCAAAUGUUUCAUAUUUAUUAUUAAAAUUUAGAAGAAUUAUUGAAAGACAAGAAUUAGAACCAAUUAUGGUUCAAGGAAUGAUUCCAUUAUGUUCAUCACAAUAUGAAAGAACAUUUAAUACUGUAAGAGUUCCUGGUUUAGAAACUGAUCAUAUUGCACAUUAUCGUGAUUCAAAUCAUAUUGUAGUACUUCAUAAAGGUUGUUAUUACAAAGUGGUUAUUUAUUAUAGAGGAAGACUUUUAAGACCAUGUGAAAUUCAAAAACAAAUGGAAUAUAUUUUAAAUCAUGAUUCAAAACCAUUGCCUGGUGAAAAACAUUUAGCUGCAUUAACAGCAUGGCAAAGAUCAAAAUGGGCUGAAGUACGUUAUGAACAUUUUGCGCGUGGUGUUAAUCAUUUCUCAUUAAAUACAGUUGAAUCGGCAGCUUUUGUUGUUUCAUUAGAUGAAGAACCUUUUGAAUUUGAUAAAGAAAAACCAGAAAAAUUAGAUCAUUUUGGACGUCUUGUAUUACAUGGAAAUGGAUAUAAUAGAUGGUUUGAUAAAAGUUUUACCGUAUGUGUUGGUACAAAUGGACGUGUUGGUUUCAAUUCAGAACAUACAUGGGGAGAUGCUGCAGUUGGAUCACAUAUCUGGGAAUCUUAUGUAAUGGAUGAAGCUCUAGGAGAUUGCUAUGAUGAAGAUGGUAAUGUAAGAGGAACUCCAGAAUUUCAACCACCGACUCCAACUAGAUUAAAUUGGGAUUUAGCAAAUGUUAUUCCAAAAAUUGAAGAAGCAGUUGUUGAUGCUGAAAAACUCUUAAAUGAUGUAGAAUUGAGAAUUAUGCUCCAUGAUAAAUAUGGUAAAGGAUUUAUGAAAAAAUGUCGUUUAUCACCGGAUGCUUAUAUUCAAAUGGCACUACAAUUAGCAUAUUAUCGUGAUGCUAAACGUUUUUCGUUAACAUAUGAAGCUUCAAUGACUAGAUUAUUCCGUGAAGGUCGUACAGAAACUGUUCGUCCUUGUACAAUUGAAUCAUGUGAAUGGGUUAAAUCAAUGGAUGAUCCAAAUUUCAAUUCUUUAGAAAGAGUUGCAUUACUACAAAAAGCAUGCAAUCGGCAUCAAUUAGGUUAUCAAGAUGCAAUGUGUGGAAAAGGAAUUGAUCGUCAUUUAUUCUGUUUAUAUGUUGUCUCGAAAUAUUUAGAAGUAGAUUCACCAUUCCUAAAUGAAGUUUUAAGUGAACCAUGGCGUUUAUCUACUAGUCAAACACCACAUGGUCAAACACCAAAAAUGGAUUUGAAAAAAUAUCCAAAUUGCAUUAGUGCUGGUGGUGGUUUUGGUCCAGUUGCUGAUGAUGGUUAUGGAGUUUCUUAUAUAAUUGCUGGAGAAAAUUUAUUAUUUUUCCAUGUAUCAGCAAAAAAGAGCUGUGAAUUGACGAGUGCUUCAAGAUUUUCAAAGAAUAUUGAAAAAGCAUUAGAUGAUAUUCGUAUUAUGUUCGAAGAUUAUAUGUCAAAAAAAGAAGCCGAAAAGAAAAAAUUAGCAAAUGGUAGUUCCAAGGAAUGAUAAUUUAUUAUAUUUAUAUUGACAUUAGAAUAUUAUAAAAAAAAAAAAUAUUUUGAAAUUAAUAUAGUAAUUAUAAUAAUUACAUUUAAGUUUUAAUUGUUAUUAUAGAAAAUAAGUAAAAAAUUCAAAAUAAAAAUAAAAACAGAAAAAAUUAAAAAAAAAAACUUAUAUAAACUUACAGAAAUUAAGUGCAAAAUAAAAACAAUCAUCAAUUUUAAAUAUUUUUAAAAAAUAUAAUUUUUAAACUGACUUAAUAAAUUUAAUAAAAAAAUAAUAAAGAAAUUUUGCAAAAAGAAAAAGUAAUACUUCAUAAAAUCUAAGACUUUGAACUUGAUUUAUUUAAAUUUAGAUUUUUGUUUUAUAUUUUCUUGAUUAGUUUCUUAUAUUUUUUUGUAAUUGAAAGCUAAAUGAUUAAAAAAUAAUUUAAAAAUUAAGAUAAAAAGAAAGCAAUUUAUUUCAUAUUUUGUUUAAAACGACUAUAAAUAGUGUAAUAAAUAAAUUUAAUAUUAAAAUCUGUAAUUUGUCAUUCUUGUAGAACAACAAUGCAAAUUUUGAAAUACUGUUUUUUGUAGUAGUUUUUUAAAUGUAGAAAACAGGCAAAUUUGUAAAAAAAAAAGUUUUAGAGAAUUUUAUUUUAUCAAAAUAAAACCAUGU